UGUCCAACGACAAGUUUUGGUCCAUCAAGGAUCUUCUCUCAGACUAUUUUGGAACCUGCUUUUGGUUUGUGGUUUAAUCAACUCAUUCCUGUUGCUCCAAAUAUAACCAAGUUUCCUCGAUGAAAGUCCAGUCCCGGAUCAACUGCAGCGCUUGAGGACACGGAACAAGAUGACCAUCCACGUCGAGGGUCUCGUGGCCAUCGUCCUUUUUUACCUGGUCAUCCUGUUCGUGGGCCUUUGGGCGGCGUGGAAGAACAAGAACUCGGGAGUGGGCGACGGCGGAGAACGGAGCGAGAGCAUCAUGGUCGGGGGUCGCGACAUCGGCUUGUUCGUGGGCGUCUUCACGAUGACGGCAACGUGGGUCGGCGGGGGCUACAUUAACGGGACGGCUGAGUACGUCUACUUGCCUGACUAUGGCUUGGCUUGGGCACAAGCACCCUUUGGAUACGCCCUCAGUCUGGUACUAGGAGGUCUUUUCUUUGCCAAACCCAUGCGUUCACGGGGCUACGUCACCAUGCUGGAUCCUUUCCAACAGCUCUACGGAAAGAGGAUGGGGGGUCUUCUCUUCAUCCCCGCUGUCAUGGGAGAAAUCUUCUGGUCUGCGGCUAUUUUGUCUGCUCUCGGAGCCACUCUGAGUGUGAUUGUGGACAUAAACAUCAACAUGUCAGUGUUGAUCUCAGCCCUGAUUGCCAUCUUCUACACCCUUGUGGGAGGACUCUACUCAGUUGCCUACACAGAUGUAGUUCAACUCUUCUGCAUCUUCCUGGGUUUGUGGAUCAGCGUGCCGUUUGCCUUGUCCAAUCCUGCCGUGUCAGACAUCACGGUGACAGCCAAGGAGGCAAUCCACCAGUCACCCUGGCUGGGGAAGAUUGAUCCCGCAGAUAAAUGGCUCUGGGCGGACAAUUUCUGCUUGCUGAUGUUGGGGGGGAUUCCCUGGCAGGUCUAUUUUCAACGGGUUCUUUCUGCCUCUUCAGCUACCUACGCCCAGGUCCUCUCCUUCCUCGCUGCCUUCGGUUGUUUGGUCAUGGCCGUGCCCUCUGUCCUCAUUGGAGCUAUAGGGGCGUCCACUGACUGGAACCAGACUUCGUACGGGGCCCUGGCGCCGAAGGACAAGGAUGAAUCCGACAUGAUCCUCCCCAUCGUGCUUCAGCACCUCUGCCCGUCUUACGUCUCCUUCUUCGGCCUGGGGGCGGUGUCCGCGGCCGUCAUGUCCUCGGCGGAUUCCUCCAUCCUCUCAGCCAGCUCCAUGUUUGCCAGGAACAUCUAUCAACUGGCCUUCCGGCAGUCGGCCUCAGAUCGUGAGAUCGUCUGGGUGAUGCGCCUCACCAUCUUCGUCUUCGGAGCCCUUGCCACCGCCAUGGCCUUGCUAACAGGAACCGUCUACGGCCUGUGGUACCUGAGCUCGGACCUGGUCUACGUCAUCGUCUUCCCCCAACUUCUAAGCGUCCUUUUCGUCAAAGGAACCAACACCUACGGCUCAGUGGCCGCCUACGUCUUCGGUCUGUUGCUACGAAUCGGUGGCGGCGAACCCUACCUGAAACUCCCCCCGUUCAUCUACUACCCCGGCUGGGUGACCCAGGAGAAGAUCCACCGCCUCACUGGAGAGGUGGAGUACUUUGUCCAGCAGAGGUUCCCGUUCAAGACCGUGUCAAUGGUGGCGUCCUUUUUGGCAAACGUGGCGUUUUCCUACCUGACAAAGUACCUGUUUGAAAGCGGAACGCUCUCGCACAAGUACGACUUCCUGGACGCCGUGAUCUCCAAGCACAGCAAGGAGAUCAUGGACAAGACCACGCUGGUGAGCCAGGACAACAUCAUCCUUUCCGAGAUGGCGCCCGUCAAACAAGCCCUGGGCGCGUCCCUGGCGGGGACCUUCAUCAACAGAGAAGUUCUGAGUGAGGACGAAGCGUCGAGUCCGGAGGAUUUUCAAACUGCAAACUAG
Molecule: messenger RNA, 1939 nt
Organism: Nerophis lumbriciformis (worm pipefish)
Lineage: Eukaryota; Metazoa; Chordata; Actinopteri; Syngnathiformes; Syngnathidae
Product: high-affinity choline transporter 1-like
Biological process (GO): choline transport; neuromuscular synaptic transmission; synaptic transmission, cholinergic
Cellular component (GO): synapse; plasma membrane; perikaryon
Molecular function (GO): choline:sodium symporter activity
Source: RefSeq, a predicted model, not a curated record